Messenger RNA from Eupeodes corollae, 562 nucleotides. Its product is annotated as serine protease snake-like. Gene Ontology annotation, biological process: proteolysis. The annotation marks the transcript as partial. NCBI's taxonomy places the organism in Eukaryota, Metazoa, Arthropoda, Insecta, Diptera, Syrphidae. Gene Ontology annotation, molecular function: serine-type endopeptidase activity. The record is from RefSeq and is a predicted model, not a curated record. The transcript has 6 exons.
AUGGAAAAGGUAAUAUCAUCGCUUUCGGCGGUGGCGACUUUGCUAGCAAUAUCUUUGUUAGUAAUUUUUGUUGAUGGAGAAGAUUACAUAGCAACAACAGAAACACCGGGUAUUGGCAAUGAUACUUCAUUUAACAUUGUCCUUUUUCCAGCUAUAACCGGGGGAUCACCUACACUUGCUGGAGAAUUUCCAUUCAUGGCUGCUUUAGGAUGGUUAGACGAGUUCGGAGAACUUAAAUAUCAUGGUGGUGGGAUGAUUAUAAGUCCAAAAAUGGUUUUAACCGCUGCUCAUUGUGUUUACAAAGAUGGCAAAAUUCCUGAUGUAGUUUUUAUAGGCGGAGAAUCUCUUAAGGCGCAAAACAAUGAUUAUAGGGAUGUAUUUUUAAAAUUUUCUGUAGUCAAUGUGUCAAUUUAUCCUGAAUAUGAUCCCACACAAGGAUACGAUGACAUUGCAAUACUCGAAUUAGACAACCCAACAUGGUUUCCUUCAGUUUGUUUAUGGAAAAGUCCAAAUUUACCAAUCGAUGACGUCACAGCCAUAGGAUAUGGUUUAACAGAAUUUG